This is a messenger RNA of Alternaria metachromatica, 684 nucleotides long. RefSeq lists its product as uncharacterized. Gene Ontology annotation, molecular function: DNA-binding transcription factor activity. The transcript is spliced from 3 exons. The record is from RefSeq and is a predicted model, not a curated record. Gene Ontology annotation, biological process: regulation of DNA-templated transcription. The coding region runs from base 1 to 684 and encodes 227 amino acids. NCBI's taxonomy places the organism in Eukaryota, Fungi, Ascomycota, Dothideomycetes, Pleosporales, Pleosporaceae.
AUGACGAGCUCAGAAUCAGAACAGGCGCAGACAUCACGGAAGCGCUCACGCAGGAGGGACAGCGGCGAUGACGGUGGUGCUGGAGGAAAGAAGGCUAGGGGCCGUCCACGGGUAGACACACAGGACGCCACGGCUGCAGAUGUGUACCAGAGACGAAGAACUCAAAUCCGGCUUGCGCAGCGUGCAUAUCGGCAGCGGAAGGAAACCACCAUCGCGUCGUUGAAGAGUCAAAGCACACAGCUCCACUCGAUUAUCGAGCAGAUGAACAAGGCCUUUCUAAAGCUAAACGAGUCCACCGUCAAGUCAGGUCUGUUACAGCUGAAUCCGAGUUUGGCCCAGGAGUUCAAGCUGGUAACGGAGACGUUCGCGAGCUUGACAAAGACAGCCAACGAGGGCCAGUACGAGGGAGACGAAGAUGGUGAACACGGCGAACACGGGAUUGAAGGGAAUGGUGCACCAAAGCUAGCCGAACCGGAGCCUGAAGUGCAGCACAUUGGAUGGGGAUACUCCGCAGUUCCGAAACCAGCCGCUGAGAAGCGUCCGCAGCCACAAUUCGACACCGCCAUCGAACAGACUGCCCACGCCGCCUCUAUCGAAAAUAUCGUCGAAGACGCUCCCUCCGGUCACAACGUACAGUUUCCAAGAAACAACAUUUGCGAGACGAUUGUCGAGGGCGGCGCUUGA